CGUCGUUUAGGAAGCAACUCCGUUGGGUUAGAAGUCUUGCCGUCGUCGCCAUGGGCGGCUCCUUUGGUCGACACUUUUGGACACCUUCAGCUUGGACGUGAGAAACCAUGAUAUGGGCACAUGUGCAGAAGGGCACGAUCGCCACCAACUACACCCCAGACAUGAUCAAAUGGGAGGACGCACCACUGUCCAGCCCAAAUACUCCGGCACGCCGGCAACAGGCCCUGAUGCCGACACCAACCCCACGGCGCUCGAAGACUGCGGAGUCGCCGAAGCCUCGCCGGCUUCAGCAGCAUGCGAUCUCUCCUGCAAGAUUGGGGCAUAGCAUCCAUAUCGACAAGACCGGCUUCCCUGAUACGGAUCGAAGCUCGACGAGGCGUGGAGAUCUCAGCCCUGAGUUGGGUUGGUGGAGCUUUACAGCCACGGGCCCAAAGAAGUCAGAGCGCCCCGUGAGCAGCGAAGUCUCCGCGCGGACCCGGCAUCGCCUUGAGAGGAGUGAUGGUUGGCGAGGUGCGAUGACGGCCGGUGAGCACAGCUGGCGUCGAACGCAGGAGCUGCGAUCGCCAGGUUCUGACGACUCCAUGAAUGCACCUCGUGAUUCUACGCUCCAUACCCACGCAGCCUUACAAACGCAGGCCUUCGUAAAGUCCUUCAUGGCUUUGACUGAGAAGAGGGUCUCUGCCAAGGAAGAGGUCAAGGUGGAAAAGGAGAGCAGUCCAGAAAGAUCGCCUGUCGUUGUCCAUAUGCCCAUCACUCAGGCGAAGCUCGCGAAGACUCUGGAACGCCUCUCGGCACCCCAGAACAAGCGUCGUGGUCGAACACGGCAACAUGUCCAAGACACACGACCAGAGCAGUCGCCAGAAGAAAUCCAGCUGGAGAUCCAGAAGAAAAAGCUGAAGGAGCAUACUAUUCGCCGUGUCAUUGCCGGCGAUGGGUACCAGGAAUACGAAGGAGACAGUCGCUUGCCGGCAGAUCGGCAGUCGACCUAUGCCGUGGAUGAGCUUCAUGGCCGGGAGCUCACCAGCGCUGAGCAGCGCAGCAUCAUGGGGGUCUUUCGAGAGAUGGUGAAGAGCUCGGGUGUGGCUGAACGUGCAGAGCAGAGAGGGAAGGAAGGCCGUGAUGCUUCAAAGCCGGAGGAGGAAAUGAGGGGCACUUCGGGUGCAAUGAUCUCCUGGAGCGAGGUUGCCAAAAGCCUUCGUGGUCGCCUUUCCAAUGCCCAUGUGCAGCGCUUGGGCGUGUAUUUUGGUCUUAAGGCUUUGAAAGGGAAGAUCCGGUACAAGCUGUACGAGGAGCGAAUUGGCUUGCUGGUCACGGCCACACCGGAGAAGCGUUUGCGCAUCGCCUUUGGCCUCCUGGACGUGGGCGGCGACGGCGUCCUGGGGCGCCGGGAUGUCUUCGCAGCCCUGGCGGCCACCACCUUCGAGGAUGCUGGCUACAGUGAUCCUGUGACGGUGGUUUUCAAUGCUCCGGGCGCUUAUGGCAUUCACUUCGCUGACUCGGACACGCCGAGACUCCUGGUCUUGGAGGUGGUCGCAGAAAGCCCCGCAGAGAAACAGGGCGUCAGGCCUGGCAGCCGGCUCGCGAAGAUCAAUGGCAUGAGUGUGGACAAGCUGACACCCCAUGAGGUGCGUGCGUUGUUGAUGAAUCCUGCGAGACCUAUGUCGAUGACUUUCCACAACAGACCGCAGGACUUAGCUGCCAGUCCAAAGGCUCCAACAGCUCCCAGCAGCCAUCCACAGGCUCAGAUUUGUCGGCACAAUGUGGGGGGCGCACCCCCAGUGGCUGGGCGCAUCAUCACACGAGUCCUGCAAGAAGACUUGCAGCGCGAGGUUCAGGAGCCUCCUGACUCGGUGUCAGGCAUUUUCGAUCCCAGAGACUUGAAGCGGCUGCUGGAUGCCUUAAGAACGGAUUUUGUGACGCGGCGAGUGAAGAUCCUGGUAGCAAACGGCAAGAACCUGAAGAGCCCAGAUCAGCACUUCUCCAAUUCCAAUCCCUACUGCCAAGUUGAAGUGGAAGGCAAGCCAAGAACAAGAUGGCAGACCAAAGCUUUGCCCGAAAGUCUGGAUCCUGAGUGGAAGGAAGAGCGCGAGAUUGCCGACUUUGCCAUCGGAGAGAAGUUGAAGUUCACUGUGAGAGACAAAGACUUUGGCACAAAGGAAGAUGACAUUCUUGGGAUUGCAAUGCUGCCAAGUAGCCGCUUCCAGACUUCUGUCUUCGAUGGUGAGCUGCCUCUUUACCAAGAUGAGAACAUGAAGCAAAAGACCAACUCUUUCUUGACGGUACGGGUGGUGCUUAGUGGGGAAGGGGGCAUCGGCUUGACUGACUUUGAGAAGGUCUUCCACGACGGCGAGCCUUCCUUCCUUCAGCAGCUCCAAGAGGUGAUGACCGGAUGCGUCCAGAAGCGCAAUGAGAACUUGAUCCAUCCUGUGAAGCUGCAGGUCUUAUUCAUAAGUGCCACGGGUCUCCGCAAUGCAGACGCAGUGGCGUACUCAACCUGUGAGAUCCACAACAAAGCGAAAUACGAUCGGAUUCGGCCAAAGACUGUCUCGGAGUCUUUGGAUCUCGUGGCAAUUGGAAGCGAGAAACCGCAGAUUGUGGAUUACAUGCCUGGUGAGGCGCUUCGCUUUGCUGUUUAUGAUGGGCCCAAGGCUGAAAAUGUGGAGCUUUUGGGAAGCUGCGUUUUCGAAUGCACGCGCUUUUGGCCUGCUGGCUUUGAGGGAACUCUGCAGUUGACUGAAGAGCAGACUCGCCGCGAGAAAAAGUACAAUGUGAUUCUCAAAAUCAAGGUGGCUACGCCUGAAAGCGCCCUACCGCACCAGUUUGCGGCGGCCGCCAAGGAGCAAAGCACCAAUGGCAACGGCGGCUUUGAGCGCUUUGAGGCCGAAAUGCUCAAGCUGCGAGAAAGAAUGCCCUUCCUCACUGAAGCAGACUUUACUUGGCACUACCGGGUCUUCGAGGCCUUCCGAGAUGAGGACUGGCUCAUUCAGCGCUCGCGACUGAUCACUUCGGCAGACAAGAUCUUUGGCAUUCCGGUGGGGCACAUUGCAGGACGACUCUUCGAGUGUGUAUCACCAAGGCAUCAGCCAGUGGGUGUUUUAGAUUGGGCGCAGUUCUUGCAGCGACAUCGUGGUCCAUCCUGGGAUGCGAAGCAGGAGCGGAUUCACUUGACCUUUUCUUUGUACGACCUGGAUGGAGAUGGAAUGCUGUCCCUAGCUGAUGCCAUCAGCCUCUCCACUGAAGUGGUUCGACUUGAGAAGAUCUAUGGGGAGGAGAGUGCGGCAAUUCCAGUUUGUGAAGAGAUGCGCUGGCUCUAUGGCUUCAUCGCCAAUGCAGCAGAUGGGGGUCGCGAUGGUGGAAAGCUGGACUUGCAAGUCUUCAAGCAGCUGCGUCCAGAGCCCUCAAUCAUGCAAGCGAUGCUAGAGCGCCUGGACGAACUGGCAACAGUCGAGCGGCCACGACCAUCUAGACCAAAGAUAGGAAGUAUUGACACGUCGCAUUGAGGUUUCUUAGAAGCACUUCCGGGGGACCCAACCAGCUCAACC
Molecule: messenger RNA, 3542 nt
Organism: Durusdinium trenchii
Lineage: Eukaryota; Dinophyceae; Suessiales; Symbiodiniaceae
Source: the annotation of a GenBank genome assembly